AUGUGGAAGAAGGAAAGAUCAAAGGUUGUAGGCACCACAACAACUGAGGAGCUACUCCUCAUCGAACAGUGGCUUACACAUGCGGAACGUCGAGUGAAGGCGGUGAACGAGACUGGCUUCAAAAUGCUCCUCGACGAGGGCAAUGGUCACAAAGCACGUCUGGUAGAGCUCGGUUCCACUAGUGACGUCGAGGAUGGACCCAGAAUCACGCAUCUCUCGGGUCGAAUCGAAGAAUUCCUGCACUACGUGAAAACGAGGAUGAAUCGAUCACAACGAAUUCAGGCGUUCUUCCAGUCGGCUCAGACGGUUAGCGCCAUCCUCCUCAUCGUUCUCUCUUCCGUUAUUCUAGCACUGGGUGACGUACUCAUCAGUCGUGUGUAG
This is a messenger RNA of Ostertagia ostertagi, 381 nucleotides long. NCBI's taxonomy places the organism in Eukaryota, Metazoa, Nematoda, Chromadorea, Rhabditida, Trichostrongylidae. The record is from the annotation of a GenBank genome assembly.